Trichophyton rubrum CBS 118892 is the source of this 1164-nucleotide messenger RNA. RefSeq lists its product as uncharacterized. Gene Ontology annotation, molecular function: 1-alkyl-2-acetylglycerophosphocholine esterase activity. NCBI's taxonomy places the organism in Eukaryota, Fungi, Ascomycota, Eurotiomycetes, Onygenales, Arthrodermataceae. The transcript has a single exon. The record is from RefSeq and is a predicted model, not a curated record. The coding region runs from base 1 to 1164 and encodes 387 amino acids.
AUGUUCGUCCAAGGGACUAUCAUCUGUGCCCUUGUAGCAAAUGCAAUUGCAUCGUCUAUACCUUCGUCGUUUCUCCUACCGGAGCCAUCAGGUCCGUUCAAAAUCCAGAGAGAAAUUCUCGAACUCACAGACUGGUCCAGGAAGGAUAUCAAUUCCACUCUCCCUCGCCGGUUGAUGGUUUCUCGAUUCGACCCCAUACCCGAGAAGCACUGCAUUAGAACAGAGGACGUACCUACCUUCCCUCCUGCGUCUGCAAAGCUAGAAGAUGCAAUUCUCCAAGCUGCGUCUGGCGGCCACUGGGUGGACGGGCUCCUAGCAGCGUCUAGAAUAAGGGUAUGCGCUGAUGUGAAGAAGGGGUACCAAACUGACUUCCACGGGGAUAACCAUGGCUUCCCCAUCCUGCUGUUCUCACCUGGCGGAAACACAACUCGACUCGUGUACUCGUCCAUUGCCCAGACAAUUUCCAGCGCAGGAUACACGGUCAUAACCAUCGACCACCCACAUGACACGGACAUCGUGGAGUUUCUCAACGGCGACAUCAUCACCGGCGGCAAAGUCACUUUCUCCAACCCGUCCGUCCUCCCCUUCUGGAACGACGUGCGUGUUCAAGACACUUUAUUCGUGCUCAACCAGGCCCUCGAGACUUCACCCCACGCCCGCAUAGGCAUGCUAGGCCAUUCAUUCGGUGGCUCCGCCGUGCUCUCCUCCAUGGUCAAAGACGGUCGUAUAUCAGCCGGCAUCAACCUCGACGGAGGGCUAUGGGGUGAUGCAGUCAACACGGGGUUGGGGGGUAGAAAGAAACCCCAACCCUACCUGCAAUGGGGAGCGUAUACGCAUAAUCGGCGCAAUGAUACAUCCUGGGAGACGCUUUGGAAGGCCAUGGAGAGGCUUCACCCGCAUGCAUGGAAGAAGGAACUUGGCAUUCCGGAAGGACGACAUAAUACCUUUAGUGAUUUCCCAGCCAUUAUUGAUGCAGGUGGAGUAAGGGAUGUUAUUGACAAGGCUAGCAUCGACGUGCUGGUAGGGGAUAUUCCCGCCGUUAGAAGCCUGGAAUUUAUCAAGGCGUAUGUUCAUGACUUUUUCCGGUUUUCGCUCUUCGGGAAAGAUGAAGGGCUUCUCAGGGGGCCAAGCCAGAAGUACCCUGAGGUCGUCUUUCUGGACUAA